GGGGCUGGGCAGGGGGCGGAGUCAGUGCGCUGCUGCAGCUGUCCAUGGUUGUGUGCUGGAGCCAGAGAGAUGCGGCCAUAGUCACUCUACACUCUCCAAACAUCUCGACCUGAAGGACCGCUGGUUCUGCUGCUGCGCACCGGAGCCCAGAGAAAGCCCCCGGACGUGAGGCAUCAUGGCUGAACAUCAGAGGCAGCGCUCUCUGUCCACCGCCGGAGACUCUCUGUACCUGGUGCUGGGAGUUGAGAAAGUGGCCACGUCUGACGACAUCAAGAGAUCGUACAGGAAGCUGGCGCUGAAGUUCCACCCUGACAAGAACCCUGACAACCCGGAGGCGGCAGACAAGUUCAAGGAGAUAAACAACGCCCACGCGAUUCUGAACGACCCCACCAAGCGUAAUAUCUACGACAAGUACGGUUCUCUGGGACUGUACGUCGCCGAGCAGUUUGGAGAAGAGAACGUUAACACUUACUUUGUCCUGUCGAGCUGGUGGGCGAAGGCCCUGUUUGUUUUCUGCGGCUUGGCCACCGGCUGCUACUUCUGCUGCUGCCUGUGCUGCUGCUGUAACUGCUGCUGUGGAAAGUGUAAACCUCGGCCUCGCGAGGGCCAGGACCCGGACUUCUACGUGUCCCCCGAGGACCUGGAGGCUCAGCUGCAGUCCGACGAGCGAGAGGCGGGCGGUGAUCCCAUCGUGCUGCAGCCGUCAGCGACAGAGACGACCCAGCUCACGGCGGACGGACACCACUCCUACCACACCGACACCGGCUUCAACUAACCUCGGUCCCGUCGCUCCCGGGCCGCGGUCCCGCCGGCUCUCCCUGCUCCACCUCCGUGAGGCGACGCCUCGGAGAGGAGCCACGUGGAGGAGAGGGAGACGAGAGCGUGGCCCCUGAGAGGAACUGAUGAGGUCACUUCCCCCGACAACCCUCCCUGAUUGGUCCGCCUACUUAUUUACCCCAGUAAGAAAAGAAAAGAGAAACAACCAAAUGGUUUGAGUUUUAAUUCUUCUUUUUGUAUUUCUUGGCCUUUGACCUCUCCCCCCCCACCCCCACCCCCACGCUUUGCAUCACAGUGUCGCAUGAACUGUUUAAACAUGUCUCCAAAAUGUUCCCUUCAUCUUCUGCAUCAUCUUUUCUUUGCAAGACUCAUAAUGUCGGUGCGUACGUGCAAUAUGUUGAUAUGAGUACAGUUCACCGGGAGGAGGAGGAGGUAAAGUUUACGUGAUGAUGAGGAAGAGGAGGAGGAGGAGGAGUUAAAGUUUACGUGAUGAUGAGGAAGAGGAGGAGGAGGAGGAGGAGAAGGAGGACGAAGAGGAGGAGGAGGAGGUUAAGUUUACGUGAUGAGGAGGAGGAGGAAGAGGAGGUAAAGUUUACGUGAUGAUGCUCCGCGGCUCAGGGAGCAGCUGACAGAUGUUUGUUGAUCAGGUGAUGUUGAUUUAUGAUCCAUGAUGUUUCAGUGGAAAACGUCGCCUGUCAAUCAUCAGUACAGUUUGUCUGAUUCACUGUCAAUCAUCAGGUUUUCAUUUGCAGACAGAUUCUUCUGCUGUAGUUAUUUAUUGAUCUGUAUUGUCUUUAUUGAUCUGUUCUGCCACAGUUUGAUUUCAUUGACGACGUUUCCUCUUUCCUGCAGCACAUGACAAUUAUUACCAAGGUAACUUUUUUUUUUUUGAAUCAUAAUUUCAUUUCUUUUUGACAUAUUGUGAUCUGUAGAAAUGUUGAUGUUGGAUUCAUAAAUUAGAAGCAUACAAUUUUAAAUCAAUCUCAUGUGAAACAUUGAUGAUGAACAAUUUUAAUAAUAAUUUUUUUUAGAGGAUUAAAUUAGAUUUUUUUCCCCUUGUUUGAUAAAGCCUCUCAGUUAUUAUAUGAUUAUUGGAAUCAUAUGCAGAGUUGCUUCUCUUUUUUGUUUUGUCAAAAGUAUUUUUAAGACAUCAACUCAUUGAACAUGAUAAUUGUUCCCUUAUUGAUUUUGUGCUCCACGAUCCGACUGAGCCUGAUCAGAAAUUAUGAUAUUUUGAUGUUUAUUAUUUCUGAACUGACUCACAAGACUCCAGAUGUUUAAUACUCCUGAAUUUCCAUAAAUUGCCAUAAACAUCUCUGUCAGUUUCAUCUCUGCUCAUGUUUUGAUGGUUCAUACUCGGUGAAGCUCGCGUCGCCCUCGGCUCUUAACGGUAUGGAUGUUGACCUGUUGACCUCUGUGGCCCCUGUAUGAUUAUGAUGUUUUCUGUGACCCUUAUGAAACAUAGAUGUUCAUGUCAUGGCUUUUUCAUCCAGAUACUGAAAAUGCUUCUGUAAAUGUUCGAAGUUGAAUGCACCGUGUGUUAAAAAAAGAAGAAGCUAUAAUGGAUCAACGAUCAGGAAACGACUCCAUGAAAAGACAGACGUAGUAUAUAAUGUAAUUAUAGUGAAAUGGUUAUUUGAUGCAUUUUUGGGAUUUUAUUUAUUUCAUACUUUGUCAUGUUACAAAUGAUGAUUGGCUUUAAUUUCAUUGGUACGGUGUCGUGAUGUUCGGUCGCUUGUACAUAAACACUUUGCCCAUAAAAAGUAUAGAUUUAACGUUUAUGUUGUAGCAUGAUAAUAAUUGUUUGUCUGGAAGAAAACACGUGGAUCAUUGAUCUGAUAUUCUGUUGUGGAAUAAAUGUUCAUGAACGUUU
This is a messenger RNA of Scophthalmus maximus (turbot), 2650 nucleotides long. RefSeq names its product DnaJ (Hsp40) homolog, subfamily C, member 5aa (gene dnajc5aa). Gene Ontology annotation, cellular component: membrane; intracellular membrane-bounded organelle; presynapse. NCBI's taxonomy places the organism in Eukaryota, Metazoa, Chordata, Actinopteri, Pleuronectiformes, Scophthalmidae. The transcript has 5 exons. Gene Ontology annotation, biological process: regulation of synaptic vesicle cycle. Bases 176 to 775 code for a protein of 199 amino acids. The record is from RefSeq and is a predicted model, not a curated record.